Vespa velutina is the source of this 1717-nucleotide messenger RNA. RefSeq names its product homologous-pairing protein 2 homolog. Gene Ontology annotation, cellular component: condensed nuclear chromosome; DNA recombinase auxiliary factor complex. The record is from RefSeq and is a predicted model, not a curated record. The transcript is spliced from 4 exons. NCBI's taxonomy places the organism in Eukaryota, Metazoa, Arthropoda, Insecta, Hymenoptera, Vespidae. The coding region runs from base 364 to 969 and encodes 201 amino acids. Gene Ontology annotation, molecular function: recombinase activator activity; double-stranded DNA binding. Gene Ontology annotation, biological process: meiotic strand invasion involved in reciprocal meiotic recombination; homologous chromosome pairing at meiosis; meiotic joint molecule formation.
CUACCGUAGUUAUGAUAACAUAACCAAUAUCAUAGUUUUAUUACUCUUUUAUAUAUUAUAUUUUUACACGUAUAUUUAUUAUGUUUGUAUAUUGUACAUUAUAUUGAAACAUAACUACAAUAAUUUAUUAUCAUAAUAAUGAUUUUUCAAGAAAAUUUUUAUAUUACAUUUGAUCGAUUAUCGUGAAUUGUUAGUUUCAUAUUCUAAAGCGCUGUAAGCGAUUUCUAGUGUCGUCGUCGAUAAUGUUCUCGUUGAUGUUGACAGGUUAUAAGAUAUUUUUCAUAGUUCGAAUGUUAUUGCAUUAAUUCAGAAUAUAUUAUAUGUGUCGACUUUGGAAAAUGAAAUGUUAUUGGUUAACAAAUAAUGGCCAUGGAUACCGUAUACAAACAUUUAAAAAUUCAAAACAGACCUUACAGCGUGAACGAUAUAGUAUUGAAUUUGCACAAUGAAUUUGGUAAAUCUGCCGUUCAAAAGGCCAUUGAUCAUUUAUUAACAGAAGGAAAGAUAUUUGAAAAAGUGUAUGGAAAGCAAAAAGUUUAUUGCGUUGUUCAGGACUCGACGCAAGAUAUAGAGGAAUUAAUGAGAAUCGAUAAAGAAUUACAGGCACAUGCGAACGACGUUGAAACUAGAUAUCAAGAUUUAGAGAAAGAGAUUAAAAAUCAAGAGACUUUAUUAAAAUCUUUAAAAUCAUCUGUCACUGUUGAAGAAGCAUACAAAGAGAAAGUUUUACUCUUGGAAAGUAUUAAUGUUUUAACAAAUAAAUUAGAUAAACUUAUUGAAUCUACCGGUAGUAUGGAUUUAACUGAAAUAAAAAGAAAAACACAAUCCUCUUUGGAUGAAUAUACACGUGAAUAUGUUAAACGUAAAAGAUUAUGUACAGAUAUAAUAGAUUGUAUUUUAGAAAAUUAUCCUGGUACUAAAAGUGAGUUGUACGAUGAAAUAGGUAUAGAUCCAAAAAUUAUUAAUUGAUAAGAAUAAUAUUAUAAAUUUUUAUAUUUAUUUUUAAUGAAAUAAAAUAAUUAACAUUACAAAAUUUUAUAAUCUCUGUUGAAAUAUAUUAAUUUAUUAUUCGCUAUUAAUGUAUAUUUUUCAUUAGCCAAAUAAUUUUACAAUCUUUUGAAGUUUGAAUAAUGGUUGGAAACGUCUUAACCAGAAUUUAUUAUUGAUAGAUUUCAUAUAUGAUCCUUCCAAAACGCAUUUACCGUUGAGACAAAACUGGAAAAGAAGAAAAAAAAAGAAAAAAAGAAAAAGAAAAAGAAUUAAGAAGAUAAUCAAUUUUGAGAAAGAAAAUAUUUCAGGAAAUAUAUUUGAUAUUACUGUAGAAAGAAAAUUGUUUAAUUUUGUUGAAGAAUUUAAUUGAUAUAAAUAAUGUUUAAUUUUAUAUACUUACAACGCCUUUUCCGCAAGGAGAACCUUCAGCUGCUGGAGCUAUAGCUGUACAAGCUUUUAUAUUUCCUGGUACUAAACAAUCUAAUCUAGUACAGACAGUAUGAUCAGUCUGAAACGUACAAACAUUUUAAUAUAUUUUACACUUUAAAUUUAUAUAUAUAUAUAUGUUUGUAAUUGUAAACUUACAUUACAUGCUUCUGCUUCAGGACCAUGUACUUUUUUACAUUGAUAAUCGAGUGACAUUAAUUUGCCUGGUAGAAUUCGAGGUAAUGAAUUAUCAUUUACAGGUUCAUUGUAAAGACAUUUUGCUCUAUCUUCACUGUAAUAA